UUUUUAACUGUUAAUGAAAUAUUCUCAAACAACUGUAAAAGUAUUGAUUGACUUUAGCUAUAAAACUCACCAUAAUAAUUUAAUAAUCCUAUAAGCAGAAGCGAUUCCUAAAACUGGAAUGAUGUUAAAAAGGGCAUAAGAGACAAAGUUUAUUCAAAAGUGUAGGGAUUCGAAAAUUAAAAGUUUAUUUAAAAAAGCGAAUUACUUUACAAUUUUAAAAACCAAGAAGAAAAGAAUUCUAAUCAACCUUUAUCACAUAGAUAAUCUGCAACUCAUUUAAGAAAUCUAAUGGAUAAUAAAUUUCCAAAAUAAGAAUCUCCUAUAAAAAUGGGUUUGACUCAUGCAAUUUAUUCACCAAGUUAAAAACAAUAUCAUCCCUUAGAUGAGAUUCAAAUCAAGAAUAACUAUUAAAGUGCAUUUGGUUCUUCAAUAGGUAAGGAAAAGGUCAAAAUUUAAUCAUCAAAAAAAGAAUAAUAUUCUUAAUAGAAACCAUUAUCUGAUUUGUUAGAUAUGAAGAGAAACAAAGCAGUUACAGAAAGAGCGACAUUGGCAGAAAUAAUAAGAAUUUCAAAUCAUCUUUAAGAUGUUUAAUAAGCAGAAGCCACUUAAUUAAGUAGUGCAUAUUUAUAAGAACUUAUAGCACUAUAAUAAAAUAUAGGCAAAGUCCUUAAAAAUACAUCUAAUAAAGUAUAUAAAUGA
Molecule: messenger RNA, 699 nt
Organism: Paramecium sonneborni
Lineage: Eukaryota; Ciliophora; Oligohymenophorea; Peniculida; Parameciidae
Source: the annotation of a GenBank genome assembly